Molecule: messenger RNA, 747 nt
Organism: Meriones unguiculatus (Mongolian gerbil)
Lineage: Eukaryota; Metazoa; Chordata; Mammalia; Rodentia; Muridae
Product: spliceosome-associated protein CWC15 homolog
Exons: 1
Coding region: 10-699 (229 amino acids)
Biological process (GO): mRNA cis splicing, via spliceosome
Cellular component (GO): catalytic step 2 spliceosome
Molecular function (GO): RNA binding
Source: RefSeq, a predicted model, not a curated record
GAAUAAAAGAUGACAACAGCAGCGAGACCAACUUUUGAACCUGCAAGAGGUGGAAGAGGAAAAGGAGAAGGGGAUUUGAGCCAGCUGUCAAAGCAGUAUUCAAGCAGAGACCUUCCCUCCCAUACAAAGAUAAAAUACAGACAAACUACACAGGAUGCCCCCGAAGAGGUUCGGAACCGUGACUUCAGGAGAGAGUUGGAAGAGAGAGAGAGAGCUGCUGCAAGGGGAAAGAAUAGGGACUGUCCAACCCGAGAACAUGCGACUUCCUCUUCAGUGUCAAAGAAGCCCCGCUUAGACCAAAUCCCUGCUGCCAUCCUUGAUGCCGAUGAUCCUCUCACUGAUGAGGAAGAUGGGCAUUUCGAAGGGGAGAGUGAUGACGAUGAUGCUGCUGCUCUUCUUGCAGAGCUGGAAAAAAUCAAGAAGGAAAGAGCUGAAGAGCAGGCCAGGAAGGAACAAGAACAAAAAGCAGAGGAAGAGAGAAUUCGCAUGGAAAACAUUCUGAGUGGAAACCCUCUCCUUAAUCUCACUGGCCCAUCCCAGCCUCAGGCCAACUUCAAGGUUAAAAGAAGGUGGUACGACGACGCUGUUUUUAAGAACUGUGCAAAAGGUGUAGGUGAUCAGAAGAAAGACAAAAGAUUUGUAAACGAUUCACUGCGAUCUAAAUUUCACAAAAAGUUCAUGGAGAAAUAUGUUAAGUAGUGCAGUUUUAUGUGCUUAAUAAAAGACUGAAAUGCCAAGGGAAAAAAA